GUCACCGUCUCAGAGGCUGAGAAAAGGGGAAGAGAAAGAAGGAGAGCGAGAGAAAGAGAAGCCUUUUGCAAAUUAUUAUUAUAAUUAGAAUCCAGCCCCCUUCUCCUCAAAAAAAGCCCUAAACCCAGCGCCUCACUCCCCCUCCUUCUCCAAGCCCCCCGACUCGCUCCGCAAAGGCAUGGAGAAGGGGACUAACUGCUUUCCGACCUGCCACACGGUUUUUCUCGCCUGGACAUGGCUCUUACUCCUUUCUUGGUGUUGCACCGGCGCCGAAAUAACUUGCAGAUCCUGCUCGUCUCCAUCUCCCUCCUGGCCGUCCUCGUCGUCUCGCCUUAGGCAGGAGCAACGACAGCCGCCGCCGCCGCGAGGAUUACGGAGCUGGCCGGGCGGCCGGGCGCGGGACUCGGCCGGGCCGGCGGCCGCCGCGGAGCCGCUGCCGGGCGGGGAGCCGGGGGGCCGCGCGGGGCCGCGGGGAGCGGCGCCCCGCUCGGCGGGGGCGGGCGGCGGCGCGCCCGGGGGCCGGGGCCCGGCGGCGGCGCGGGCCCGGCGGAGCAGCGAGGGGCGCCGGGCGCUGCCGGCGGGCGGCAGCCGGGAGGUGCCCGCGGCCGAGGGACAGCGCAGCGCCCGGGCUCAGCCCCGCGGGCCCCCGGAGGAGGGGAAGGCGGCGCGGCUGCGAGGUGCAGAGGAGCCGAGGCUGAGCAGCACCACCUUCGCGCUCACCGGGGACGCGGCGCACAACCAAGCCAUGGUGCACUGGUCCGGGCACAACAGCAGCGUGAUUCUCAUUCUGACAAAGCUCUACGACUUCAACUUGGGGAGUGUUACGGAGAGCUCACUGUGGAGGUCGACAGACUAUGGCACUACCUAUGAAAAGCUAAAUGACAAAGUAGGCUUGAAGACUGUGCUGAGCUACCUUUAUGUCAGUCCCACUAACAAGAGGAAGAUCAUGCUUCUUAGUGACCCAGAGAUUGAGAGCAGCAUACUGAUCAGCUCUGAUGAGGGGGCCACCUACCAGAAGUACCGACUGAACUUCUACAUCCAGAGCUUGCUCUUCCACCCCAAGCAGGAGGAGUGGAUCCUGGCCUACAGUCUGGAUCAAAAGCUGUACAGUUCCAUGGACUUUGGAAGAAAAUGGCAGCUCAUGCAUGAACGCGUCACUCCAAACAGGUUUUACUGGUCGGUGAUGGGUUUGGAUAAAGAACCUGACCUUGUGCACAUGGAAGCCCGGACAGCUGAUGGACACACCCACUAUUUAACCUGUCGGAUCCAGGAGUGCUUAGAGACCAAAAGGAGUGGGCCCUUUUCGCGCUCCAUUGACAUCAGCUCCCUUGUUGUUCAGGAUGAAUAUAUCUUCAUCCAGGUGACAGCUGGUGGAAGAGCAAAUUACUAUGUGUCGUACAGACGGGAGCCUUUCGCCCAGAUUAAAUUGCCCAAAUACUCUCUUCCUAAGGACAUGCAUAUUAUCAGCACAGAUGAGAAUCAGGUAUUUGCAGCUGUUCAAGAGUGGAACCAGAACGAUACAUACAACCUGUACAUCUCUGACACCCGAGGGGUGUACUUCACCCUGGCCUUGGAAAACGUGAAAAGCAGUAGAGGACUGGAGGGAAAUAUCAUCAUUGACCUUUAUCAGGUAGCAGGGAUCAAAGGCAUAUUCCUGGCUAACAGGAAGGUAGAUGACCAAAUCAAGACUUUCAUUACCUACAACAAAGGCAGAGACUGGCGUUUGCUGCAGGCACCAGACACCAAUCUAAGAGGCGAUCCUGUAGUUUGUCAGCUGCCCUUUUGUUCCUUACACUUACAUCUGCAACUCUCAGAGAAUCCAUAUACUUCAGGAAGCAUUUCCAGCAAGCAGACAGCUCCUGGGCUGCUGGUGGCAACAGGCAACAUUGGCUCUGAGCUUUCCUACACUGAUAUUGGCGUAUUCAUCUCUUCUGAUGGUGGAAGUUCCUGGAGACAGAUCUUCGAGGAGGAAUACAAUGUGUGGUUUCUGGACUGGGGAGGGGCACUUGUGGCCAUGAAACACACAUCAAUGCCCAUUCAGCACUUGUGGGUGAGUUUUGAUGAGGGAAGAACCUGGAGUAAAUACAGUUUCACAUCAACACCGCUUUUUGUGGAUGGAUCCCUUGUGGACCCUGGCAUAGAGACCCAGAUAAUAACAGUUUUUGGCCACUUCAGUCUCCGUUCGGAAUGGCAGCUGGUCAAGGUGGACUACAAGUCUGUCUUCAGCCGGAGGUGUAACAAAGAUGACUACCAAACCUGGCACCUGCAUAAUCAGGGGGAGCCUUGUGUGAUGGGAGAGAGGAAGAUCUAUAAAAAACGCAAGCCUGGAGCCCAGUGUUCCCUAAGUCGGGACUACUCCCGAACUGUAGUGUCCGAACCAUGUGUCUGUGGCCAAGGGGACUUUGAGUGUGACUAUGGCUAUGAAAGGCACAGCAACAACCAGUGUGUCCCAUCCUUCUGGUUCAACCCAUCCGCCCUGUCCAAGGAUUGCAGCAUUGGUCAAAGCUACUUGAACAGUACUGGGUACCGAAGGAUUGUAUCUAACAACUGCACAGAUGGCUUGCGAGAGAAGUACAUGGCCAAGAUGGAGAAAUGUCCUGGAAAAGCACCUCGGGGACUGCACAUCCUCACCAGUGAUGGAAAAUUGGUCACAGAGCAGGGGCACAAUGCCACCUUCAUCAUCCUCAUGGAGGAGGGUGAUCUCCAGAGGACAAACAUUCAGCUUGAUUUUGGAGAUGGCAUUGCAGUAUCCUAUGCUAAUUUCAGUCCUGUUGAGGAUGGCAUUCAGCAUGUUUAUAAGAGUGCUGGAAUCUUUCAGGUGACAGCAUAUGCAGAAAACAGCCUGGGCUCUGACACCGCUGUUCUCUUCCUGCAUGUGGUCUGUCCAGUAGAGCACGUCCAUCUGAGUGUCCCCUUUGUUGCCAUCAGGAAUAAGGAUGUCAAUAUUACUGCGGUGGUUUGGCCCAGCCAGGCAGGCACACUUACCUACUUCUGGUGGUUUGGUAACAGCACCAAGCCUCUCAUCACCUUGGAGAGCAGCAUCUCAUACACUUUUGCCAUGGAGGGGAUGAACACUGUCACGGUGCAAGUUGCUGCAGGCAACACCUUGAUCCAAGACACCAAGGAGAUUGCAGUGCAUGAGUAUUUCCAAUCUCAACUCCUGUCAUUUUCUCCUAACUUGGACUACCACAACCCUGACAUCCCUGAAUGGAGACAAGACAUUGGCAAAGUCAUCAAGAGAGCUCUAGCACAGGUGACUGGUGUCCCUGAUGAACAGAUCUUGGUAGCUGUAUUUCCUGGGCUGCCUACCUCUGCUGAACUCUUCAUACUGCCCUAUAAAAACACAACAGAGAGGAGGAAAAGCAGUGAGGCUGAUCUGGAGCAAGUUGUUGAAAUCCUUUUUAAUGCUCUCAACCAGAACCUGGUCCAGUUUGAACUGAAGCCUGGUGUUGAAGUCGUUGUGUAUGUCACUCAGUUAACAUUAGCACCCCUUGUUGAUUCCAGCACGGGUCACAGCAGUUCAGCAAUGCUGAUGUUGUUGUCUGUGGUCUUUGUAGGCUUGGCUGUUUUUUUAAUCUACAAAUUCAAAAGGAAAAUCCCUUGGAUUAACAUAUAUGCCCAAGUUCAGCAUGACAAGGAGCAGGAAAUGAUUGGUUCUGUCAGCCAAAGUGAAAAUGCCCCCAAAAUCACCCUAAAUGAGUUCACAGACCCAGAGGAGCUGAUGGACAAAGAGCUGGACACGCGAGUGAUGGGAAGCAUCUCAACAAUUGCCAACAGUGAAAGCACAAAGGAAAUCCCUAACUGCACUAGUGUUUAAUACUGGGAAUCCACUUGGUCUACAACAUUUCUGACUUUUUAUUUGUAAUUAUUAUUGUUAUAAUUAUUAUUAUUAUGAAAAAAGAGAGAGUUAUAUGUCAUUAUUAUCAUUUGGGAGGGGAUGGGGUGGGUUUUUUCUGUUUACCAGGGCUGCAUUCAUAAAUAGCAGGUGUUCUUAGCAUUUGGGAAAUACUCAACAGAUUAGAAAGAAAAAGCAAAAAUGAGUCAAGAGUACAGUCGAAUUUGAAUGCCAGGGGUUUGCCCCUCGAAUUUGAAUGGACUCCCAUUAAGUACAGAAUGGGAAUUAAGUAUUCAAAUCCAAUAGGUAGAUAUGGUAAAUUAGGCAACGUGUUGUAUGUAAAUGGUCCCUUUUCUACCCCUUCUGAAAUAAGUCAUAAAUCAGCUACUUCAUCCUGCUAGAGGGCUCAGGCUGAGUUGCUGAACCAGGCUCUGUAACAUGCCAACAGCCCUUACUUCCCAGUGACAUGCAUGUCUCAGCUCUGUGCAGGAUCUGGCCUCCUUUAAUUGCUUUUAAUUUUAAUCACCCUCUGGCUUUUUUGAUUGCAGAGAAAAGAAAAAAAUAAGCAAACACACACAGCAGUGUUCCUUGGAUUGUGGAGUGAUUGGCUGGAGGUGACAGCACCACAAGCAAUGAAGAAGCAUGCCUGAAUUUAUGAAUGCAGCCCAAACCCCAUGCAUGUGAAUAGCGAGGAUGCCGAAGGCCUACUGUAGAUAAUUACAAUGUACAUAGCUUUUUAUUUCUUGGGAAAUAAUUUAAUGUUUAGUAAAAGAAAUGUUUAAAACAAAACCUGAACCACAUACACACACGCCCGCACACACACACACGCACACACACACACUUGUACAUGCCAGCCAACCAGGGACGGGGGUGAGCACUUGAAUCACUCUUUUGUUCCAAGCGUGUUCCAGUUGUCUGUCGUAUUUCAAUCUUACAUUGCUGUGUAAAACCAGCAUAGUUGAUUUCUCCAUGUAUAACUGCAAGCCUUUUAUUAAAUACUAUUAUUUCUUAUGAUGGAGCAGAAAGGAUUUUAGCAGGACAGGCUGUGAGGGCGUCAUGAAUAUCUUAGUGAUGUUCAAGAACUGUUCCUAUCUGUCACUGUUAUCCACUUCUGAGGAGGAUCUUGAUGACAUGCAUUAGGGAAAUGGAAGAAAACAAACAUACAAAAUUAUCAUGAUCUCAGUGUGAGCUAAUACCGGUGUGCUUGUGGUACCCCAGGGCUCGAAUCAGUUUCAAAGCCCGAGCUGACCCUACAGCCUCAACUCAACAAUGGGCCAGGUUGCAAUAGCUUUCCUCCCAGUGAGAAGUCAUGCUUUAGCAGUUAAGCUAGUGAGGUAAAUUGCUGUACGGAGCAUGUAAGAGUAUUAGAUUCUGGCUGAACAUGAUGAUUCAUGUGAUUAGGGACUGCUCAUUGGGGAGGGGACACAGGAUCAGACCUGCAUCAUAACUGAACUAGCCAAGGCCUUUCUUAUGAAUGCUGCAGAAUGGCUGCUUAUAGUUCUGGAUGGAAAUGCUAUCAGAAUAACUUUUGAAUGGUGUGUUGGUGCUUUCUGACCAGAACAGGGAGAUUAAUGAUGAAAAUGUAGUGAAAAAGCUCUUUAGGUUUAGGAAUCUUCUAGCACACUGAGUUGAGGAUAGCCCUUAGGAGUGGUGGAGUUUUUGGCCAGGAGGUAGACAGUGGUGGGUUACUUUAAUCCAUUUUUCUUGAGCUGGUGAUGCUAAAGAUGGGCCUUAUUCUGCAGAGUGCUGAGUUAGAAGACCCAGUGGAAAUGGAAGGAAGAAUGGAGGCACCUUUUGGAAGAUGUUCCAGUGCUUGCAUGGUAACAAGAGGCAGAAAUUAAGUCAGGUGACAAUGUUUGUUACCAAUUUUUAGGAUUUGGAUAGAGGACUCCACCUUUAAUAUAUAUGGACUGAGAUGAGGAGAUGGCUAGGAUAAGGUGUUUCUAGCUCCCUCCCUGCGUCCCAGAAUGCCAACUGACUACAAACCAGCCUCAACUAUAUUUGUUCACUCUGUUAAUGAGCAAGAGUCUUUCAAUGGCUGGAAUCUUGAUGUGGCCUGAAGGAGGAGAGAAAAGUGGUUAAACGUAGUUUUGCAAAUGAAUUCAGGAGGUAUUUUAAGAUUAAAAUUGUUAAAACAAAAUGUAGGGAAAUAUUCUUUUGUGUGAGGUAUUAAAGCUAAAUAAUCUCAAUUCUUCUGCUCCUACAUUUAAGUCAGGCUUGUGGGCCUUUCUGUUAAUUUUAAAAGAAUUCUUUUCUGUUUUCUCCCUCACUUUUCUGCUCUAGUUCCUAAUACAAGCUGGAGAGUGAUGGCUGUGUUUUUCUAUCUGACCUUGAGUUUCCAUCCAUCACAUGUGCAUACACUGUUGCGUUACUGUCUCUGUUCUACUGAAACACCAAAGCAGUUUACAGUAAUGGCCCAAUCUGGUGAUAACACUAUUAGUGCAAGGCCAUAGCUUCCCAUUUAGGUAUAGAUGGGAGGGAUGUACAUAAACAAUGGUCCUGUGGGCCUUGAGCUAAACUCUGGGCUGAUCUCAGUCUUUGCUGAUCAUUAGGAUUUGAGGGACUGCUUUUGCGAGCUGCUGCACAGGGCUGAAUGAGAAAUAAUUGCUGUUUUCUCUAUUACUUUUUGGUUUUAUAAACCUGGAAACAAAAUGAAAAUUUUCAUUGCUAGUUGGAAUUUUCUAGAUUUUUCAUGGAAAUGAUCUUAUGUUGAUUUAAAAAGAAAGGUAGGCGAUUACAAUUUUCACAUUUGGGGGUCUCCCUUUACACCCUCCAGGAUGCAAUGGAGGGGUGGUUAAAUCUCUCAUAACAGAUGAAAGGAAGCAAGGAGGAAAAACUGGGAGUAGGCUGCUGAAAAAAUAGAAACAUUUGCACUUCUCUAAAGGAAAUUUAAUCUCAAUGAAGGCUGAGAAGAUUCUAAAUGAUGCAGAUAAUUGUUGGAGAAACAUCUGUCCAGCAAUCCAUUUUCAAUACAAAACUAUCCUAAAGGCACUCAAAAACAAACAAAUAAAAAAAAACACAGAGCCAAAACUAAAUGGCAAAAAAAAAAAAAAAUUAAUUGAUUCUUGAGUGGACUGAAACUUCAUCUUCCAUGAGAUCUAGAAGGUAUUACUAUUUGUCAGGGUAGGUCAUCAUGCUGCUCUCUGGACCAGAAUGUACUCCACGUGCAACUGGAGAGAGCUCACCCUAGGAUGUAUGUGGGACCGUGUUUGCCAGAUCAGACUUGCUGCAUUAGGACACAACCAUGGCUGAUGGCAGCUGGAGCAAGGACAUGCUGUGCUUAUGACUGAUCUGGAAGCUGCUCCUUCAGGAUGCCAAAAGGGUAACUACUGCAUCCCAGUGGGAUACCUGACGCUGUAGCCAUCUGUGGGACCUCUGUGAGGUUUGGAUUAGGCUGCCAGCAUCAUCCACCUUUCUUGGAAUAUUCUGAGCUGGGCUCUUGGCACAGACUGGAGGACUGUCCACUUUCAUUUGUGUGUCUGAUAUUGGAGAAUAGCACCUUGGAGAUGUUACUAGUUUUUUUCCCCUGCAAGUUUUACCCUUGAGGAAAACUUAAUGGAAAUCCUUGAAGCUGUAGAUGACUAUUUACCUGAGUAAGGAGGGCAAGAGGCAGCACUAUGAGUAGAACAUAGAUAGAUCCCACACUGUAGUUGUGUAUAAAGAGGAAAAGAGAGAGUGAGCGAGAGACCAGGUCACUGCCCUCUAUCACUGCCAGCUGUUCCCAUGUGAUGGACUUUUUUGUACUAGCUAUAACACAGGAAUAAUGCAUGAGACCUGGAGACUAGCUGCACCUUUUGACUCUGUAUGGCCGUAAAUCCAGUGUAAGCACCCAGUAGAUCCUUUCCUUAGUUUAUCCUGUGCUUGACAGCCCCAAAACUAAAGCCUGGCAGGAUCAGAGAUCAGGCCAGAGCAACUGUGGGCUACAGAGUUUUUUAGUUGCAAUUGUCUUAAAUGAGAGCACAUAUGGGAGAGGGUUAAUUUUCUUCUGCACUAAGCUUUGGUUUUAGGGAAGUGCAAAGAUAACCUGUACCUCCCUUUCCUGUCAAUCAGUUCCGACAGAAAUUCCAACUUGCCCUGGUGUGACAAACAAAACCAGAGCCCUCACAUCCCUUCUGAUGAUGUUGGACAGUGCAUUAAACCCAAACCACCACCAUGUUUUUAAAGGAUUAAAUGAGGCAGACAAUUGCAAUACUUGUAUUAAACACAGUAAUACAAAUGCAUGAGUCAUAUAUAUACAUAUAUAUAUAUACUGUUCUUGGUUUUAUUGUUCCAUUUGAAUAUUUCUACUGUAAAAAAGGCAGUGGUUUUGAAAUUGUUGAAAAUAAAUGUAUUUUUGUACAUCAGA
This is a messenger RNA of Dromaius novaehollandiae (emu), 8180 nucleotides long. It is a transcript of the gene SORCS3, whose product is annotated as sortilin related VPS10 domain containing receptor 3. Gene Ontology annotation, molecular function: protein binding. Gene Ontology annotation, cellular component: postsynaptic density membrane. The transcript has 27 exons. The coding region runs from base 179 to 3817 and encodes 1212 amino acids. The record is from RefSeq and is a predicted model, not a curated record. Lineage: Eukaryota; Metazoa; Chordata; Aves; Casuariiformes; Dromaiidae.